Molecule: messenger RNA, 324 nt
Organism: Tetrahymena thermophila SB210
Lineage: Eukaryota; Ciliophora; Oligohymenophorea; Hymenostomatida; Tetrahymenidae
Exons: 1
Source: RefSeq, a predicted model, not a curated record
AUGUUAUCAUCUUUUUAUAAUUAAAUUCAUAACUAAUGCGAUUACUUUAAUUGUAAGAAAAGGAUUAAAAUGAAAUCAAAACUAAAAACAGAAAGAAAUAUCAGAAUACUUUUAUACAAGCACUAAAAGAUUUAGAGACAGAAGGAAGUGAAGAAGAGUACACAGAACCCCAUAAAUUUGUGUGUAUAAAAAAUUGAAAUAAAAAAAGAAAAAGAAAAUUAAGAAAAUAAUAAUAAGUUAGUGCAUAAUUUAUAUUUGCAUAUUUGUUAAAAUAAAUAAAUAAAUAAUACAAUAUUUUAUUAGUUUAUUAAUAAAUAUUACUGA